Messenger RNA from Drosophila suzukii, 1393 nucleotides. Its product is annotated as protein arginine methyltransferase NDUFAF7 homolog, mitochondrial. Gene Ontology annotation, biological process: mitochondrial respiratory chain complex I assembly. Lineage: Eukaryota; Metazoa; Arthropoda; Insecta; Diptera; Drosophilidae. Gene Ontology annotation, molecular function: protein-arginine omega-N symmetric methyltransferase activity. The record is from RefSeq and is a predicted model, not a curated record. Gene Ontology annotation, cellular component: mitochondrion.
AUUUAUUUUUAGUAGAAAUUUUGUAGCCGGCUAGAGAUGUUACGCGAAGCUUUAAGGAUCGGCAGCCGGCGAUGGUAUAGCUACAAGUCCGUCCGGCGUCCGAAUCUGGCUGGCACAGGUGCUCCGAAGGUGGAGCCGGCGAAGGAGCAACCAGGAGCAUCCUCCACAGUGGAAAAUGGUCAUGGCAGCCUGGCCAAGCAGCUGCGGGCCAAGAUUCUGGCCACUGGACCCAUUCCCGUGGCGGAAUACAUGCGCGAGGUGCUGACCAAUCCUCAAGCUGGCUACUACAUGAACAAGGAUGUGUUCGGCCGGGAGGGUGACUUCAUCACCUCACCGGAAAUAUCACAGAUUUUCGGAGAGCUCGUGGGGAUUUGGCUUGUGAGCGAAUGGCGUAAGAUGGGCAGUCCCUCGCCCUUCCAUCUGGUGGAAUUGGGUCCUGGUCGCGGUACCCUGGCCAGGGAUGUGCUGAAGGUGAUCACGAAGUUCAAACAGGACGCCGAGUUCUCCAUGCACAUGGUUGAGGUUAGUCCAUUUCUGAGCAAGGCGCAGGCACAGCGCUUCUGCUACACGCACGACACCCUGCCGGAGGACUCGCAGCUGCCCUAUUACCAAAUGGGAACCACGGCCACCGGGACGAAAGCCUUCUGGCACCGCCGGCUGGAGGAUGUCCCUCAGGGAUUCUCCCUGGUGCUGGCCCACGAGUUCUUCGACGCCCUGCCGGUGCAUAAGUUGCAGCUGGUCGAUGGCAAGUGGCAGGAGGUGCUUAUCGAUGUGGCUUCUGGUGGUGCCAAGGACGAGAAGCAGGCGGACUUCCGGUAUGUCCUCUCACGCAGCCAAACGCCCGUAUCGAGCGUUUUCCGUCCUAUGCCUAACGAGACGCGGGCCUGUUUGGAGUACUCCCUGGAGACGGAACGCCAGGUGGGACUCCUGGCCGAGCGCAUUGAACGGGACGGCGGCAUCGCCCUAAUCAUGGACUAUGGACAUUUUGGCGAGAAAACCGACACCUUCCGAGCCUUCAAGCAGCACCAGCUACACGAUCCCCUGAUCGAACCGGGUAGCGCCGAUCUCACGGCCGAUGUGGACUUCAAGCUGGUGAGGCACAUCGCAGAGACGCGCGGAAAUGUCCAUUGCUGCGGACCCGUGGAGCAGGGACUGUUUCUGCAGCGUAUGCAGGGAGAGGCUCGACUGGAUCAACUCAUGGCUCACGCAUUGCCCGAAAACCAGCAGAUAAUCCGCUCUGGUUACGAGAUGCUCACGGACUCCGCGCAAAUGGGCAGUCGCUUUAAGUUCCUGGCCAUGUUCCCCGGCGUACUGGCUUCCCACCUGGACAAAUAUCCCGUUGUUGGAUUCAGUUAGUAAUUGCAGAAUUAUUAUAUGUUUUUAAGGAUUUAAA